AUGAAGCUGCUGGUUUCUGUCACCUUCCUGGCCGUGGUGGCACUGGGACACCCUGACCCUGCUCUGGACUGGCACUGGAAGCUCUGGAAGAAAACCUAUGGCAAGGAAUAUCGCCACGAGGUGGAGGAGGGGAACCGGCGCGUCAUCUGGGAGAAGAACCUGCGGCUGGUGACGCUGCACAACCUGGAGCAGUCCCUGGGGCUCCACUCCUACCAGCUGGGCAUGAACCACCUGGCAGACAUGACCAGGGAGGAAGUUGAGGCUCUGCUCACAGGGCUGAAGGUUUCUCCUCAGCUGAAGGUGACCUCCCAGCACCCACGGCAGCCGGGCAGCCCCGUCCCAGACACCAUGGACUGGAGGGAGAAGGGAUGUGUCACCGAGGUGAAGAACCAGGGUUCGUGUGGCUCGUGCUGGGCCUUCAGUGCUGUGGGAGCCCUGGAAGCCCAGGUGAAGCUGAAGACUGGGAAGCUGGUGUCCCUCAGCCCCCAGAACCUGGUUGACUGUUCCACCAUGUACGGGAACAAGGGCUGCAGUGGGGGCUUCAUGACCAAUGCUUUCCAGUACAUCAUUGACAACGAAGGCAUCGACUCGGAUGAGUCCUACCCCUACAAGGCUCAGAACGGGACCUGCCAGUACAACGUGUCUGCCCGGGCUGCCACCUGCUCCAGGUACGUGGAGCUGCCCUACGCCGACGAGGAGGCCCUGAAGGACGCGGUGGCCAACGUUGGACCUGUCUCUGUUGCCAUCGAUGCCACCCAACCCACCUUCUUCUUGUACAGGUCAGGGGUGUACGAUGACCCCCGGUGCUCCCAGGAGGUGAACCACGGCGUGUUGGCCGUCGGCUACGGCACCUUGGACAACAAGGACUACUGGCUGGUGAAGAACAGCUGGGGUGUGCACUUUGGGGAUGAAGGCUACAUCCGCAUGGUGAGGAACCAGGAGAACCACUGUGGCAUCGCCAGUUACGCCUCUUACCCCCUCAUCUAG
Molecule: messenger RNA, 987 nt
Organism: Chaetura pelagica (chimney swift)
Lineage: Eukaryota; Metazoa; Chordata; Aves; Apodiformes; Apodidae
Gene: CTSS
Product: cathepsin S
Exons: 7
Coding region: 1-987 (328 amino acids)
Biological process (GO): immune response
Cellular component (GO): lysosome
Molecular function (GO): cysteine-type endopeptidase activity
Source: RefSeq, a predicted model, not a curated record